CAUACGCCGGCCGAAAUCAGAGACCAGAGUCAGCGGCUCAGCGCCCGUCUCGUCCGCGGCAGCUGGCAGGCGGAGCUGCCAGGACCACCGGCCGCUGGCGCCGAGUCCGUCGCCGACAUGCGACAUGGCCGAGCUCGUCUGCAGCUUUGAACGUUCAGCGGCAGUGUUUGCCAAAAUGAAGGGGACGUGAUCUGCAAACUUGCCCUUCAGGUCUAAUCCGCUGGCUGCAGAUGUUAUGCAAUCCAGAACGCCGGUGUUAACUGUUCCUUUCAAUGGCCUUAUCCUCGAGGUCGAGGUUGACCAGGUCCUUGCGAUCCUCCCUCAAGUUUUAAGCUGCCCUGGCGCGCGCAGCAACGCAGCAAACUGCCACCACCACGAUCUGAACCCAUGGCCGCGUCCUGCGUUCACCUCGCCCUCCUCCUCUGUUUGAUGAUCCCAGCCACCGUCGCCUCACCUCGGCGCUUGCGCGAAUCCCCGGCCGACGCGUCGCGGCCGACCACCUUCUUCGAGGUGGACCGCCCGCUCCGCCCGCCGUCGGGCAGCUCCGGCCCGUGCUCCACGCUCCUGCUCUCGAGCUCCUUCGGGUCCACCUUCGCCAAGCCGCCCGCCACCGCCGCGUACUCCCCGCCGCGCUGCCUCGUCGCGGUGGGCGGGCGCGCCUCGGCGAUCUCCCUCGCCGUUCUCGAGUGGCGCGCCGCCUGCCGGGGAGCCCAGCUCGACAGGAUCUUCGGCGUCUGGCUCGGCGGCGCCGAGCUCCUCCGCGGCAGCACCGCCGCGCCGCCGCCGGACGGCAUCGCCUGGUCCGUCUCCAAGGACGUGACCAAGUACGCGUCCCUCCUCGCCGCCGGCAGGUCCACGCUCGCCGUCUACCUCGGCAACCUCGUCAACAGCACGCUCACCGGUGUGUACCGUGCCAACGUGACGCUCCACCUCUACCUCUGCCGCGCGCCGGCGGCGACGAGGCCGCUCCCCGCCACGGCUCCCGCCGACAUCGUCGUCCCGGUGUCGAGAGCCCUGCCUUCGAACGGCGGCGGGCUGUGGCACCAGAUCCGGAGCGCCGACGACGUGCAGUCCACGAGCGUCGCGCUGCCGUCCAACACCUACCGCGCGGUUCUCGAGCUCUACGUCUCGUCCCACGGGGACGACGAGUCGUGGUACACGAACCAGCCCGGGUACCGCAACGGCCCGUUCCGCGAGGUCACCGUCCGCGUCGACGGCGUCCUCGCCGGCGUGGCGUGGCCGUUCCCCGUCAUCUACCCCGGCGGCAUCUACCCCCUCCUCUGGCGGCCCAUCGCCCCCAUCGGCUCGUUCAACCUCCCGACGUACGACGUCGAGCUGACGCCGCUGCUGGGUAAGCUGCUGGACGGCAAGGCGCACGAGCUCGGGUUCGCGGUGACCAACGCCCUGGACGCGUGGUACGUCGGCGCCAACCUCCACCUCUGGCUGGACCCCGGCAGCACGGCGACGACGGCAGGCCUCACGAGCUACGUCGCGCCGGCGGCGAACGCGACGUCCUCGCAGUCCGGCGACCCUGUGGACACCCACCACCACGCGACGGCCAGCCGGCUCUUCUCCGCCGCCGGGUGGGUGGCGUCGUCGUACGGGAACAUCACGACCAACGCCACGCAGACGUUCGGCCUCGAGUACACGCUCACCUUCGAGACGCUGGACCGGACCACCGUCGCGCGCGCCGGCGUCUCCGCCGCGGACCACGCCGGCGAUGUCCUGUACUCGGUGCAGGCGCGCCGGAGCUCCCCGCUCGGAUGGCUGUACGAGCAGGGUCGGCUGACCGUCACGCACGGGCUGGACGAGACGACGGUGGCCGCCGGCGGGUGGUGGACGGGGCCCGGGUACCGGUCGCUGCGCACCACGCAGAGCAGCGUCGUGGAGGACGAGGAGGGGGGCGGGAAGUCGUGGGGCGUCCGGCAGGUGUACAGGUACGAGGCCACCGGCGGGUGCUACUUCAGGAACGUGACCAGCAGCGGUUACGGCAUCGUGUCGGACCACUCCAAUGAGGUCUGCGUGAAGGGGACUUCUUCCGGAGGCGGCGCUGUCAGUGUCAGUGCAGCCGGCGCUGCCAGCUGAUGUUAUGGGCCCAAUUUGUUUGGGCUGGCAUUAGCCCAUUAUGAAGAAUCCGAAACAUGUCAAACUAUCUUCUAGUUCCAACUUUUUUCCUCUC
This is a messenger RNA of Panicum virgatum (switchgrass), 2179 nucleotides long. RefSeq names its product peptide-N4-(N-acetyl-beta-glucosaminyl)asparagine amidase A-like. Gene Ontology annotation, cellular component: vacuole. The record is from RefSeq and is a predicted model, not a curated record. The transcript has a single exon. NCBI's taxonomy places the organism in Eukaryota, Viridiplantae, Streptophyta, Magnoliopsida, Poales, Poaceae. Bases 388 to 2085 code for a protein of 565 amino acids.